This is a messenger RNA of Staurois parvus, 426 nucleotides long. Lineage: Eukaryota; Metazoa; Chordata; Amphibia; Anura; Ranidae. The record is from the annotation of a GenBank genome assembly.
UGAUCAGCUGUGUCCAAUCAUGGGACAUGUACACUGAUCAUCAGGGCACUGAUGAUCAGCGUACCCUGAUGAUCUGUGUAGCCCCAGCAGUGCCACUUGUCAGUGUCCAUCAGUGCCAGCUGUCAGUGCUCAUUCAUGCCACCUGCCAGUGCCCAUCAGUGCCACAUCAAUGCCACAUAUCAGUGCCCAUCUGAGCUGUCUUUCAGUGUCACCCAUCAGUCCCAGUCAGCGCCACCUAUCAGUGCUGCCAAUCAGUGCCACCUAUCAGUGCUGCCAGUCAGUGUCGCCUAUCAGUGCCAGUCAGUACCACCUAUCAGUGCCCGUCAGUGCUGUCUAUCAGUGCUGCCUAACAGUGCCAGUCAGUGCCGCCUAUCAGUGCCAGUCAGUGCUGCCUAUCCGUGCCACCUAUCAGUGCCAUAUAUUAGU